Molecule: messenger RNA, 3144 nt
Organism: Mizuhopecten yessoensis (Yesso scallop)
Lineage: Eukaryota; Metazoa; Mollusca; Bivalvia; Pectinida; Pectinidae
Product: histone RNA hairpin-binding protein-like
Exons: 8
Coding region: 165-1079 (304 amino acids)
Biological process (GO): mRNA transport; mRNA 3'-end processing by stem-loop binding and cleavage
Cellular component (GO): cytoplasm; histone pre-mRNA 3'end processing complex
Molecular function (GO): histone pre-mRNA stem-loop binding; mRNA binding
Source: RefSeq, a predicted model, not a curated record
AUAAUGUGUAUUCGAAGGAAAUGCGCUUGCGUGGAGAGCUGGCGCGAAAUAUGCUGGACAUAGGGAUCACAUUCGUAGGGACAUUUUAGGCUAACGACAAAACUAUAUACGAUAUAUUUCUAAUCCUUUUAACACAUUUUGUUUCAUAUUCACAACAUAGAAAAAUGUCGGAAGAGUCACCAAGAAACGAAAGACGACAGAGAACAGCUUUCAGAAGAAGACCCAACCGAAACGACAACACGCAAAGCCAAAGAAACGAAAGAUACUUUUCAAAUGGUCCUUUAAGUCCUUUAAGAAGUCCACUGAAUCCGAAACAAAGCCAAGGGAUCACAAAACAUGCAGAUGACAGAAGGGAACGACGUGCCUGCUGGAAAGAGCUUGACAAUCAGGAGUUUACAAAGAUUAGUCUGAAGGAUGAAGAUUUUCCUGAUUUAGGAGUUUGUCGAUUCACACCCGAGAUAAAACGGAACUUAACCAUUACAAGUGAUCAGGAUGCAGGGGAAAACGAAAGCCGGCGAUUUCGUAGGAAGUUGGAAUUGACCGAUAACAAGAAAAAUUCCAAGAAAGUCUUCAGGGAGAAUAGCAGAACAGAUGUUGAAGUGGAGAAGGAUGGAGCUACACUGAACAGACGCCAGAAGGCACUGGAUUACGGCAAAAACACAAUUGCAUAUGACAACUAUUUUGCACAGAUCAAGAGGAAUGAGAGACAGAAGUCUUAUCCGAGGACACCAGACAAAAGUCAGAAAUGUAGUCGGCGGUCCUGGGACCAGCAGGUCAGAUUGUGGAGGAUUGGACUUCAUCACUGGAACAACACCUGCACACCCGGACAGAGUGUGGAAGGUCUGUUUGCUGACACGUCAUCCGAGAGUGCUUCAGAGGUUGGGGAUCGUAGUUCGACUCCAUCUAUUUCUAUGGAAGAGUGUGAUGUCUCCAUGGACCAUGUAGACAGAGACGAGGAGGAGAACAGUGCUGGAGACCAAGGUUCAUGGGCAGAACAAGUGGCUACUCAGGAGCACAGCACUUUGGACAAUUUUAAUCUUGAGAUGUGUUUGAAACCAGAAAAAAAUACCUUCAACUGAGAAACACUUGUAUCCUAUUGACAAGUUUUUUUUUUUCCAAGCAUACAGGUUUCUUGAUAUUUAAACAGAAUUUUUUCGAUUUUGAAAAGGUUGUUUUAAAUCCACACCUGAACUGUCUUGUCUGAAGACGACAGAGGCUAUGUGUGGUUUUGUUUAUUCGCCCUGGAGUAUGCUUUGAUUUGGUAAUCCUAUAUAGAUAAACAAGUGUCGGAAAUAAAGAUUUAUCCUUAAAAUGGCAGCUAUUGUUUAGAUUUAGUAAAGAUAAAAACCUGACAUUAAAGUCCUCACCAUUCUAUCACCGAACACUCCAGAUCUUUAAUUCAUUGGGAAGUUCAGGGCCCGUAUUCAUUCACAAAACCAUCCUCAUUUUCAAACAUGGAAUAUGCUCUCAAACCAACUUUCUGGUCACUAUUAAAUCAUUUAAAACAAUCACGAGGUGUAAUAUCGGUCAAUUCAAAUAUAAACAUUGAAAACCGUAUUUGGCUUGAAGUCUCUUCAAACUUUUUCCGAAUUAUUGACCAGAUAAAAUUGUAUUACUGAUUUAUAACCUGAACAAGAAAUUAGACUUGAGCACAAAAUCCAUACUUGAGCAUGAGAACGGUUUUAUGAAUACGGGCCCAGGAUUUGUUAUUUACAUGCAAUAUAUUUAUUUUCAUUGGAACCCUUAGUUCUGUUAGAUGUGUAAUAGUGGGUGUGAUAUAUCAUCAUCGUGAUACUACUGCAAUGCAGUUUAUAUCAUAACUCUCCAUUUGUAAUUUUGUAAUCCAUGAUCCAUGUUGUCAUAGGCCAUUUGCCUGCCUAUUAUCUGAUAUGUCCCUUUAGUUUUAAUAAAUGUCCUUCAAUGCAUUACCAAUUGUUUUUCUUAAAGAAACUAAGUUUGAGUUAGCCUAUUACACUGACUGUCAAACAAAUAACAUAAAUGCUGAAAAUUUAUUUAGAUAUAAUCUGCAAAUUAAAAUCCUCCUACAUUUUGUUUAGUAAAAGUCCAUGGUUAUUUGACCAAAUUUUAUAAAAGCAUAUUUUAUCUUGAUAGGACCUCAAAAAGGGAAACUAGUAAAACUGAGAUGUCAUGGGUGUAUAAUAUUUUGUACCUUACUUUUUGGAAAAUAAAGAGUGAUAAACUAAAAAAAAAGGUUGAUGCUUAGGAUGUGUAACACUUGCAGUGAUUUAAGAACACUAACAUCAACCAUAUUCCGUUCUUACUUUGUCAGUGAGGCGAAAUAUUUUGUGUUGAAUUAUUUUCCAUGUAUUGUAAUGACACAUUUUGAAUGAAUAAAGUGGUUUCUGACCCUCAUCCUGACUUUAUUUACUGUGCAGCAAUAUCUUGAAUGUUUUUCAUUGACAAGCUGUCAGAUUAUAUUAUUAGUAUAUAUACUUGCAUACAUUUCUGUAUUAAAAGAUGGCAGAUUGCUGUUCAACAAAAAUGUUCAUGAGUGGCACAUUAUUUUAAUUUUGUAAAUAGAUUUUUUAACCCAUAUAAGAUGAGCUGUCAGAUCAGCCAUGCAUUAAACAAACGUCGUUUCCUUGUAGUCUGAAUGUACAAUUGUCUGAGGUAUGUGUGGAAUAGUGCUCUUUUAUGAUUGGCAAAUGUUUCUGAGAGGGUCAAAAACCUCUUAAAGACUUGAUGAUGUUAUUGGCUAUUUUACGCGGCAUUAUAAAUGUACUUUGAAUGCAUGUUGUAAAUGAUUUGAUCUGUUGUACAUGUGAAUAUGAAUAAUUACGACAAAACAAUAGUUAUUUUGAGAUGUAAGAUUGAAGUGGAAAUUAGCGAGAGUAGAGAUAUUGUAUUAAAUUGUUUUAACAUUUGUUUGUCUUAUUGGAUUGUUUACUGAUUCACUAUUUAGAAAUUAAAAUUUUCAACAAAUCUUGUACUGUAGGCACAUGACCAAAUGUCAACAUAGAUGUAUUUUUACUGAUGUAUAACUGAAAGGCUCUUACAAGAGGAAGGGUGCUAAAUAAAUAAAUGGAAUACAGUUGUGUGUACUGUGACUAUGCAAUUCAUUGCAUUAGUUGAUAACGAUGGUGACAAACUAGUCAUUCAAGUAACUUACAUUUUAUAUGGUUU